AUGCCCCUACGGCCGUUAGCACGUGGAUCAGAGCAAGAUGGCCGACCAAAUAGCGAAGCAAUACAUACUGGUGUUUCUUGUGUUUCUUUGUGCGUCCUCCCCCCCUACAUACCAACCAUUGACACGAUUGAAAGGCCUCGAGACAUUGUCAUCCAACAGUAUUUCAAGUUAGGUCUGGAUUAURUGGAAAUUCUAGCGUUUUUGGCACUAUAUCAUGGUAUCCAUUUAAGCCUUCGCCAGUUAAAGCGUAUUUUGAAAGAGAGAAACCUAAGUAGAAGAAAGAACCAGUCCAAUCCUAUGGAGGUCAUUAAUGCUAUUGAAAUGGAAAUUAAAGGGAGCGGAAGCUGUGUAGGCUACAGGCAAAUGCAUCAACUUAUAAGAAGCAAGUAUUCCAUGGUAACAUCAAGAGAAAUUGUCCGUAUGGUAUUAAAAGAACUUGAUCCAGGGUUGAAAACCGAUGGAUACGACAAACUAAAACCAUUUGGAUUUUGCAUACAUGGAGCCAUUGAUGGAUAUAGCCGCCGAAUACUUUGGCUUCAAAGGAUUGAAGCAUGGUGGUCGCACCUUAGGAAGAGUAACUCAGAUUGGUGGAUUACUUUUUUUAAGCAAUUACGAGAAUCUGGGCAAUAUAAUGAUAACAAUCCAAUGGAGGUAGAGUGUCUGAAAUUUUGUUUUAUGCCAAUCAUACAAGAGGAACUUUACUGUGUUGCUAAACUGUGGAACACUCAUCGUAUACGAAAGUGUUCAAAUCCAAAUUCUCCAAAUGGGAUACCGGAUGUGCUGUAUUUUUUKCCUKAAACAACAGAUACUCAGUGSUAUAAAGUCCAUAUUAGUGAGGAUGACAUUGAGAUUGCAGAUGAGAUAUGUUGUGAGGAAUCACUGAUUAGAGGUUGCAGUCAAGAUUUUAAUGAGUUGGCUACAAUGGUUAUGGAAGAUGGGGGUCUCACUAAUGCCAGGAAUGCAAAUGAAGCUUUAAAUUUGUACUUAAACAUUCUUUCACAUCUCAACAACUUGUCAUAA
Molecule: messenger RNA, 1020 nt
Organism: Exaiptasia diaphana
Lineage: Eukaryota; Metazoa; Cnidaria; Anthozoa; Actiniaria; Aiptasiidae
Exons: 4
Coding region: 1-1020 (339 amino acids)
Source: RefSeq, a predicted model, not a curated record